Paramormyrops kingsleyae is the source of this 3157-nucleotide messenger RNA. It is a transcript of the gene foxn1, whose product is annotated as forkhead box N1. Gene Ontology annotation, biological process: regulation of transcription by RNA polymerase II. Gene Ontology annotation, molecular function: DNA-binding transcription factor activity, RNA polymerase II-specific; transcription cis-regulatory region binding. Lineage: Eukaryota; Metazoa; Chordata; Actinopteri; Osteoglossiformes; Mormyridae. The record is from RefSeq and is a predicted model, not a curated record.
UCUCUGUAUACAGCUAGAUUCGUCCUCAUUUGUCGAUAAUCACUAAUCCAGGCAGGUAUUUUACCUUGUAUAUUCACCUGAUCGGUUAUUUUACUUGGUUAAUUUGGCUAAUACCUCUGAAGACAAUGUACUCUUUGACCAUUCGCUGCUGCUCUGCCAAUGCUGUUCAGUCUCAGGGUUUAGCAGCAGAGACACCUUAGGGAUUAGAAGAGCACCAGCCGUUGGCUCCUACUGUCCCUGCAUAGCUCAGCGUUGCUCCAGUGUAAUUCCUGCUGUCCCUAGGUCCUCCAGUGAACUUCCGUGCACAUGAUUUCGGGGGUUGCCUGCCCCGUCACGCCUGGUAUUUGGUCACCCACUCACCCCGGCUGUUUGAUUGCGUUUAGUAAGCUGCUGUGACGUGACACCUGGGCACUGAUUGGCAGCUGUUUACUGUAGACAGGACAGGUGUGCUCAGUUAUGUUCCAGCACCAUUUUUGAAUCCAUGCCACGGGGCCUUAGGCUAUCCGCGAUCCCCAGGAAAAAAAUAUCAACACGGAAAAACACAUCAAAGAAAAUUAACUGGCAACAUACCUACUAAAGGAACAAAACCCCACAGGUACAUCACAGCGCAGCAUGUUACCACGCAGCCACGUUUGCAGCAGCCGUAACACGCGGUCGUGUUUCGUCUGUGUCCCUUACGCCGUAUCGUCAAAAGCUGAGACCGACUUCAUGCUUUUUGGUCUGUGUAGGGAGCUCUGCGCAGGCAGCCUGCUAAAAUCCUGCAGGGUGAGCGGGGGCACGUCACCUGUCAAGUGUGGCCGCAGGGCUCAGUGUCAUAGGAAAAUAAUCCCAUUCCGCCCAUCAGAAGCGCCUACGUGAAAACGUGUGCACAGCUGUGACAUCGUGCAAUCACACCCUGUGCAGUUUGAGGGUCAUUCAUUACUCCUUUGCUCUCCGUGUGUUAUGGAUCAUGGCAUGAAUGGUCUGUACCCCGGACAGGUACUGCUCCUUUGGGUCACCAGAAGGACUGAAGACUGUUGAUGGUAGCGUGAGGGAUAGGGCCCCCGCCCGCGGGCAUCUUCUCGGUCUUUUGGGGGCGUGUGCGCAUGGAUUCCUCCUGACGACAAGCCCUCAGCACGGAACCGCUGUAUUGGAUACGUCUCCAAGUCGCGUCUGGGCUCCCCUCGGACCCCAACCUGGCUCCACACCUUCACCAGAGCAGCUCUGCGGUGGCCAGUAUGUCCAAUGACCCCCCUGAAACCACCUUUUCCCCCAGGGCAGAAAAGAGCCCCCACUCACCCCAGCCUGGUCUUCUGCAAACAUCUCCCUGUGUGCAGACUGAGGCGCACGAGAAGCACGGCCUUGAGGAUAGGCCUUCGGCUUUGAGCCAGACAGACAAUGCCAUCUUCAGGCCAAACGUGGUGGCUAUGGAGAGAUUCCGCCGGCACAGCAGUGAUGGGGCCACGGGCAUCCAGGAGCCGGUGCCAGGGGAGCCCCGGCGUUUCCACCCUUACCGUCGCCAGUACAGUGACCCCCCGGGCUUCCAGCAGCCCCUGGAUCUCUACCAGGGCAUGGAGGUCCAUGAGAUUCUCCCCGUCACACAGCCCCAGCACCACCAGGCCAACAGCCCAGGAUCCUGGUCUCCAUCCAUGGGAUCUGUUCUGCAGGCAUCUAGGGCCGUGGGAGAGGAAGGCGAAUUUAUGGAUGCUCCAGAGGAGUCUUCAUGCUACCCCUCCCAGAUAAACACUGUCUCCCUACCCCCCCUGGAACAGGUCCCGGUGGAUUUCUACUCCCAGGCAGCACCGUUGAGAGGCUCCCAGUAUAACUUCCAGCGCGUUGCCCCUGCCAUAUCCCACAAUACCAUGCUGCACACUCUCUACCCCAAACCCAUCUACUCCUACAGCAUCCUCAUCUUCAUGGCACUGAGGAACAGCAAGACUGGGAGCCUCCCAGUGAGCGAGAUCUACAGCUUCAUGACAGAGAACUUCCCCUAUUUCAAGACGGCCCCUGAUGGCUGGAAGAACUCAGUCCGUCACAAUCUGUCCCUCAACAAGUGCUUCGAGAAGGUGGAGAGCAAGAGCGGCGGCACCUCCCGCAAGGGCUGCCUGUGGGCCUUGAACCCGACCAAGGUGGAGAAGAUGCAGGAGGAGCUGCACAAGUGGAGGCGCAAAGACCCACACACCGUGCGCAGGAGCAUGGCGCGGCCCGAGGAGCUAGAGCGCCUCCUUGGGGAGCGACCGCAGAAGUGGAAACUCACUGAAGCGCACAGUUAUGGUCAGACUCUGCUCCCAAGAGGAGUGUCACCCUGCUUCCCCACCCUACAGCAGAGGCUGUCAGGCCACGCCUUACGACAUUCCCAACAGGGCUCCACCUUUCCUCAAGCCCCACAAAGCCGGUCCCCAUGGCCGCCUGAUGACCAGCAUCUGCAUCAUCAUCCCCCUGAGCACAGUGCCUUCCCAUACUACCCCCCAAGCCGACCUUGUAUGCUGGAAACUCACCUUCCCUACAGCGCCGCCCUACAGGCGAAUAAUGGAACCCCCCAAAGCAUGCAGGAACUGCUGCUGGAGGGCGAGCCGAGCAAUGACGUCGAUGCGCUGAACCCCAGCCUCACCGACCUCCAGCUGCAUGGUCACCUUUGGGAGGAGCUAAAGGACGACAGCCUGGCGUCCGACUCGCUGCUGGUCAUGGCCACCUCGCCACCCCAUGUGAGCAGCUGCAUGCACUUUGCAGGCUCCGAAGCAGGCGAGCCUGGGGCUGUGAGUGACCUCCCCACACAGGAAAACGGCAGCCCGUCCACCGUGCUCAUCUCGGGACUCUACUCCGCCACCUUCACCAACCUGGACUGCUGCGUCCCGGGAACCCCUCCUCCCGCAGCCAUGGGACGAAGCACCGGGGGGUCCGAUUACUCCCCAGGCACCAGCGGGACUUACAGGAGGCAAAACUCAUCACAUCCAUCACCAGCACCCAUCACCAUCACACAAUAGACUGAUCACUGCUAAACCACGUGGCCUAUGGUCCUUUCUUUACGCAUUUUUAUUACAUUGUUAGUAUUAAAAAGACGAGUGCAGCACAGCAGCACUUCCACAAGGGGGCGGUAUGGUUUUUUAUAUUUCCCAUUUGUGUGCCUCAUAGCACAGAAUGUAUCAAGCAAAUAGAAAAUAAACAACUUCUGAUGUUU